Messenger RNA from Carica papaya (papaya), 2302 nucleotides. RefSeq names its product dihydrolipoyl dehydrogenase 1, chloroplastic-like. Gene Ontology annotation, biological process: 2-oxoglutarate metabolic process; pyruvate metabolic process. Gene Ontology annotation, molecular function: dihydrolipoyl dehydrogenase (NADH) activity; flavin adenine dinucleotide binding. Lineage: Eukaryota; Viridiplantae; Streptophyta; Magnoliopsida; Brassicales; Caricaceae. The record is from RefSeq and is a predicted model, not a curated record. Gene Ontology annotation, cellular component: oxoglutarate dehydrogenase complex; mitochondrion.
UCCACUCGGCUUUGAUAUCUCCGCCUCCUUCCUCUCUCUCAACGGACUUAUCGAAGCUUCAUUCACUCUCCAUUUCUCUUAUAUCUCAAUAGAUCCUCCUUCUUUCUCUCGGAAAUUCCAGCUGUUCCUCUGGUUUCUCUACGAAGUGCCUAAAAGAUGCAAUCGACUCUCUCUCUUUCCUUCUCUCAAACCACCAUUCCCAGAUCAAACCACUCCUGUGAUGUCUUCUCCGGCAUUAGUCUUUCGAAGCCGAUAAAUCUCCGCUUUUGUGGACUCAGGAGAGAGGCGUUUGGUUUCUCGUCGUCUUCUUCCCUGACUCGCUCCAAUUCACGCCGACUCCAACUCCCCAGUCGGAAGCACGCAGUAUCAGCUUCUUUGUCUGGCAAUGGGACUCACUCGAAAUCGUUCGACUAUGAUUUGCUCAUCAUCGGAGCUGGUGUCGGUGGUCAUGGAGCUGCUCUGCAUGCCGUUGAGAAGGGGCUAAAAACUGCCAUUGUCGAGGGAGAUGUGAUUGGAGGAACUUGUGUAAACAGAGGCUGUGUCCCUUCUAAAGCUCUCCUGGCUGUGAGUGGUCGGAUGCGCGAACUACAAAGUGAGCAUCACAUGAAGGCUCUGGGUUUGCAGGUAUCUGCAGCUGGGUAUGAUAGACAGGGAGUUGCUGACCAUGCCAAUAAUCUUGCUACAAAGAUUCGUACUAAUUUGACCAAUUCAUUGAAGGCGCUGGGUGUCGAUAUAUUGACAGGUGUUGGCACAAUCUUGGGUCCUCAAAAGGUGAAAUUUGGGAAAGACAAUGUAGUAACUGCCAAAGAUAUAAUCAUUGCCACUGGUUCUGUCCCUUUUGUCCCCAAGGGCAUUGAAGUUGAUGGGAAAACUGUUAUUACAAGUGACCAUGCUCUCAAAUUGGAGACUGUUCCUGAUUGGAUUGCAAUCGUAGGGAGUGGUUAUAUUGGUCUUGAAUUCAGUGAUGUAUACACUGCACUUGGAAGUGAGGUUACUUUUAUUGAAGCGCUAGACCAGCUUAUGCCAGGAUUUGAUCCUGAAAUUAGUAAAUUGGCCCAGAGGGUUCUGAUAAAUCCGCGGAAUAUUGACUAUUAUACUGGAGUUUUUGCAACCAAGAUUACUCCAGGAAAGGAUGGAAAGCCAGUCAUGAUUGAGCUUAUUGAUGCUAAAACUAAAGAACCUAAAGAUACUUUGGAGGUUGAUGCAGCAUUAAUUGCAACUGGAAGGGCCCCAUUUACCAAUGGUCUUGGCUUGGAGAAUAUCAAUGUUGUGACACAGAGAGGUUUUGUUCCAGUAGACGAGCGAAUGCGAGUGAUUGAUGCAAAUGGCAAUCUGGUUCCACACUUGUACUGCAUUGGUGAUGCAAAUGGUAAAAUGAUGCUUGCUCAUGCAGCCAGUGCUCAAGGAAUUUCAGUGGUCGAACAAGUGACAGGGAGAGAUCAUGUGCUCAAUCACCUAAGCAUCCCAGCUGCUUGUUUCACCCACCCUGAGAUAAGCAUGGUUGGGCUAACAGAGCCUCAAGCCAGGGAGAAAGCUGCAAAGGAAGGAUUCGAAGUAAGUGUUGCUAAGACAAGUUUCAAAGCUAACACAAAGGCUCUAGCAGAAAAUGAAGGAGAGGGACUUGCUAAGUUGAUAUACCGACCUGACAAUGGUGAGAUACUUGGAGUUCAUAUUUUCGGGUUACAUGCUGCGGACCUCAUCCAUGAAGCUUCCAAUGCAAUUGCAUUAGGAACACGUAUCCAGGACAUUAAAUUUGCAGUUCAUGCACAUCCAACCCUAUCUGAAGUUCUUGACGAGUUGUUUAAAUCAGCAAAGGUUAAGGCUCAUGCUUCUAGUCCAGUAAGUGAACCAGUUGCAGUCUAAGGUUCUCAACGCUCAAAAAGGAAAAAAAAAAAGCGAAAUAUAAAUUUUUUUUGAAGAGUUUUGCUUGUAUUAGGAAGUAGCAAGAAAGCAAAGGAGGAGAAGAAAUCUACACAUCGACCACCCUACCGGAUUUGCUCGUGUCCUGAUCAUAGCUGUCCGUGAAAUUUUUUGCUGCAUCGUUGGUUUUUGGACCUUUUAUCUGGUGUCUUGUUAGAAACUUGCAUUCAUAAUUUAUUUCCAUAGAAAGGUUAUUCUCCAACUAAUUCUGGGACAUCAUUGAUGGAAAUCCCCAACUAAUUCUGGGACAACAUUGAUGAAAAUAAGAGUCUUAAUGUAUAUUUUUUAGUUUCCUUUUUGGGGGCUGCCUCUGUGAGAAAUGCUCUGGACACAGUCACGGGAGCUUAAGAUUUUGGUAUUAAGUUGAUUUCCUAUUCUCUUU